Molecule: messenger RNA, 3607 nt
Organism: Rosa rugosa (rugosa rose)
Lineage: Eukaryota; Viridiplantae; Streptophyta; Magnoliopsida; Rosales; Rosaceae
Product: CLP protease regulatory subunit CLPX1, mitochondrial-like
Exons: 6
Coding region: 3154-3531 (125 amino acids)
Biological process (GO): protein catabolic process; proteolysis
Cellular component (GO): mitochondrial matrix
Molecular function (GO): ATP binding; ATP hydrolysis activity
Source: RefSeq, a predicted model, not a curated record
UGAUGAAUUGAUAUGAAAAGGAAUAUUCUAAUAAGAAGGAAGAGGCCUUUCAGAUUUCUCGGGCGUCUCUCUGCUCUCCUGUUUCUUCUUCUCCUUUGGUUUGAGAAAUAUUUGCACAGCUUCUCUCUUUGCUCUGUAACCUAGAGCCGCCUACUGGUCGCCACCGUAUUUCCCAAUGCUCAGUAUCAAGCAGAGAACUAGUGCAAUCCUAAAAUAAAUUCGGAAGGGACCCUUCCCUCUUGUCUUGAGUCUCUUCACAAACCUUGGAGCACCCACAAAAUCCAUCUCCAUCUGGUUUAGUUGGGUUGAGAAGAUUGAAGGUGUUGGUGGCAAUGUUGAAGAACAAGGAGCAGGAGCUCCAACAUCUCCCUGAACAUGUUGUACUCAACAUUCUCUGCCGGUUGCCGGUCAAGUCCUUGAUCCGCUUCACUUGUGUCUCAAAACGCUGGCGUUCUCUUAUCAUUUCCGACCCCCAAUUUGGCAACUCCCAUUUCCAACUAGCAGCAUCUCACCUCCGUCAAAAUGUCUUAAUCGUUAACAGUUCAAAAGGUUCACUCGGAACUAUGGUACCCUUUGGAUUUCAAUCCGUACAAGAUAAAUUUUCGAUCAAAAAUCUCACUUGCCCAUUCCAGCGGUGUAGCCAAAUUCUAGUAAUGGGCUCUUGCAAUGGUUUGGUAGUUUUAGCUAAUUUCCAUCCCAUUUUUAUGGUAUCUCCAUUCCAACCAUGUUGUGAUCUGUUGUAGUAUAUAUGAAACAUGUUGUAUUGUUCAUUAUAUAAAAUGUCUAUGUCAUGUAUAAGAUAAGUAUUUGAGUGAAUAGCAUAGGUAUAGUGACUUGUGAGUCAAGCUUUAUGCCAAUGGGGAACAAGUGUGGCAAUCAUCAUCACAAACCACAAUGUGGAGCUGCAAAUGGAGAUGCCACAAUGGAAGGCUACAAAUGAAGAUGCCAUCAAGUUGUAUCAUUAUUUACUUCAAAUGUAUCCCUAUAAAUACCUCCUAUUGAAUGAAAUGAAACACACACUUGAAUCUCUAUUCCCUCUCUCUCUCUGUCAAUUUUGCUUGUCCUUAAACAUGAUCAUUAUAAUAGUUUGGUAAUGUGGAACCCAUCAACUGGAUUCUUCCGCAACAUACCUUGUCCAAAUUUUCAGAUUGGGAUGAUAAACUGGACAGAUGAAGAGGAUGAGAUCGGUGUAUAUUAUGGUUUUGGUCAAGUGUCGGCCUCUGACGACUACAAACUUGUGGUCAUACCAAAUUUGGGUGUUUUUAUGGAAGUACAAGUGUUCUCAGUCAAAGCUAACUGUUGGAAAGUUGUUAAAGCUCCUUACUUGACGCCAUACCACCCCUGGUCUGAAGAAUUGGGGACUUAUUCAAAUGGAGCGAUUCAUUGGGUCAGUAACCGUGAACCUGGGAUUUUCGAGCCACCUGUCUAUGCUUUUGAUCUGGCAAAUGAGGAGUUUCGGGAAAUGCCAUUGCCUGUUCUUAGCCGUAAUGAACUCAAAUGACGCAAAUUAGAACGGUGCGUUUGGAUGAGAAAAUUAUAAAAUCCGUAGGAAUUUAUAAAUGAUGGAAUCUUUAAUUCCAUCAAUCUAAAAUUCCAUUAAUUGCAUUUUCUAUUGUUUGGUUGCAUCUAUUUAGGAUUUGAAAUGUGUAAUAAAUUAAGAAAGUUUAAAAAAAAUAAAAAGAUAAAAUAGAAAAAAGUCUUGUUUUGGAAAUAAAAAUUGAAUACUGCAAAGGAAUUCGUAAAUGACACCUAUUUUGGUGGAAAUUGAAGUGAGGAAUUUAAAUAACGAAUUCCUUCGUUUUUUUUCACAGAGAAAUUUAAAAUUUCCAAUCUGAUAAUGCCAAACGAGGGAAUUGGCUUUUAGGAAUUAUGAAAUCCUCACUUUCAAUUAAAUUCCAUCAUUUUUUCCCUCAUCCAAACACACUCUUAUAGGAGGAUGUCUUUGUGUGAUGUUUCAGGAUGCUAAAAAGUAUACUGUAUUUUGGGUGAUGAAAGAGUAUGGGCUGCCUGAAUCUUGGGUUAAACUCUUUGGGUUUAAUAUACACGAUUUACCAGAUGUGUUCAAUUCAUUCUUUAGCCGCCUUUUUUGGGAUCCUAUUUUCAUUGCAGAAGACGGUACAGUUGUGAUCAAACUGCGUACCCAGAGGGAGUUGAUCUGGAUUAAAUGCCGUAAAGAAGAGAAGCCAUUCUGCACCGACCGGUACCGUCUUGAGGAGGUGCCGGAACAUCAGUAUGCAUUUUAUGCCAUUUGGUAUGAUGAAACUCUAGUUUCGAUACCUGAAUGAUUAUGGUGAUUCAAAUGGCUUGAGACUCAGAGGCCUGAAAAAACUAGGAAGCAAGAGCGGAAAUGAAGAGGGAUUGCUACAUGCAUUCUAUUGCUGGUUUCUUUUUGGGUUUUAACUAUUGUAAUUUGGAUUGCAUUCUAUUGCUGGUUUCUAUUUUAGGUAUUGUAAUUUGGAUUCUCCACCUUUGAUUAAACGAUCCUUCUACUUUGUUUCACAGUGGGCUCUGUUUUUGUCUUGAUGUGGAAUUGAGGAGCCGGAAACUAUGAACUAUAACUGCUAUUGCUGCUGCAUGAAGGAACUUGUUUUAUCAUUGUUUACGUUUGCUCUAUAGUUCAGACAGUCUUGCUAAUUGACCCAUGUAACAUAUAUAGCAAAAUGGAUUUUUUUGGACCAUGGGCUUUCUUCUUUGAGAACAUGUGUGCUUGUCACAACAUUGCUGCCUGCAAUGUUGGCCUCGCAAUAAAACUUCAGUUUGCAGCCAAUUAUAGAUAUAUUUUUCUUUACAGCACCUUUUCUCGUUUGUGACUCCUUAGUACAUUGAUUCACAUAACCUUUGAUGCAACCAGAAAUUUGAUGUACUCCCCCUGUUUAAAAGAAAUGGUUAAUGACCAGAAUGCUCUUGUGCUUUAUGGGAUCUUGCAAUGGUUUGGUAUAAAAACUUGUCUAUCUUGAACCCAUGAACUGGGUUUCCCCAAAGCAGGUAUUCAAUUCGCUAUGGUUUUGUCCAUGGUUUGCCAGAAUUUUGUUUUUCCUUUUGGAUACUCAACCAUUUUCUCUAUGAACACUGAUGCCGGUCGACUAUACCCAGCAUUCAUAAUCCGAAUAAGAGACUCAAUCCAAAAAUGCCUUAGGGAAGCAAUAGAAGAAGAUGUUCCGAAUGAAUGACGUCCAACUGCAUUUCACGGAAAGUGGCUUGAGGCUAAUUGCUAAGAAAGCAAUAUCAAAGAACACUGGGGCUCGUGGAUUACGAGCAAUUUUAGAAACUAUAUUAACGGAUACCAUGUAUGAGAUUCCUGACGUUAGAACUGGUGAUGACAUAAUAGAUGCAGUUGUAAUUGGUGAAGAGGCCGUUGGAACUGAUGGCCAGGGUUGUGGAGCUAAAAUCCUUUGUGGUAAGGGUGCAUUGGAUCAGUAUAUUUCAAACAAUAAAGAGAAGGAUGUUCGGACUGCAACCACAGAAACAGAAGGGUCUGAUGUAGAUCCCGAAGGGGAAGCUGAGCUUUCUUCUGUUGUUGCUAGCUUGUAACUUUAUGUGGAAACUUAUUUGUAUCGCAAUCUUGUACAUAUCAAACAUUUAUUUAAUAGAUCAUAUAAAGCUCGUU